Messenger RNA from Diceros bicornis minor, 2664 nucleotides. It is a transcript of the gene MYPOP, whose product is annotated as Myb related transcription factor, partner of profilin. The record is from RefSeq and is a predicted model, not a curated record. Gene Ontology annotation, biological process: regulation of transcription by RNA polymerase II. The coding region runs from base 852 to 2057 and encodes 401 amino acids. Gene Ontology annotation, molecular function: DNA-binding transcription factor activity, RNA polymerase II-specific; RNA polymerase II cis-regulatory region sequence-specific DNA binding. The transcript has 2 exons. Lineage: Eukaryota; Metazoa; Chordata; Mammalia; Perissodactyla; Rhinocerotidae. Gene Ontology annotation, cellular component: nucleus.
GCCGCAGAAGCCCGAUCCUUGACCAACGGGAAGGCGGGGGUUGCGGCGGCGCCGGUGAGUGACCCGCGGCCCGACCCAGUCCCCACCCUCCGCGACCCUCACUCUUCCUGGAGUCCCCCACAGCCUCCGUUGUCCCCUCCUAAUCCGGGACCCCCACUACCCCCAGAGCUGCCCUUCAUUCCUGGCAAUCCCCGGAGCCCCCCACAAUCCCCGCAGACCCUGAUCCCUAGUAUUUGAUCGUCCCAGGUUCUCCGCUGUCCUAGAAGCCCACAUCUCACGGUUGUUCUUGCACGUUCCCUCUGAGGACCCCUUCUCGUAGCGGUCCUACAGACGUCCCAUUGCCCGGGAUCCCCCAGAGCGCUCCUCUGCUCCCGAUCCCCCCCUUCUUGCUGCAUCUCGUCUUCAGCAUCUCCUUACCCCCGUUACCCCAUGCUGCUUCGACCCCCGAGACACCCCCGUUCUCCUUCCAUUUCCCAUUCUCCCAUGCCCCCGUUCUCCUCUAACUCCUGCAGACACCCCCUCUUCUUCCGCUUUUCCCUCCACCCCUCCAGACCCUCCCCCGAUUGCCAUCAACUCCUCGGCGUGGCACUUUGCGCCGCGCGAGGCGCAGGACGAGCGCUCGGCCGGCGUCAGCUAUUCUUAGGCACUCGGACUGCCCCCCGCGGCCCGCCGCCCCCGUCCGCCCUCCGCCCCCACCCCUGGCCCCGGGGACACGGGAGUCGGUGUCGGGGCGGCCGGGUGGGGCGGGCGGCGCGGGGACGCCGAGCCCCCGCCAGCGCCGUGCGCCCUGUGCCCGCAGCGCCGGCGCCCCCCAUGCGCCAGGCGGCCGGCCGGCGGCGUCGGGGGGCGCCAUGGCCUCGGCGGCGGCGGGCGAGACGGAAGAGACCACCCGGCUGCGCAAGCCGCGCUUCUCGUUCGAAGAGAACCAGAUCCUGAUCCGCGAGGUGCGCGCCCACUACCCGCAGCUCUACGGCGCGCAGAGCCGUCGGGUGAGCGUGGCCGAGCGGCGGCGUGUGUGGGACGGCAUCGCCGCCAAGAUCAACGGCAUCACCAGCUGGAAGCGCACCGGCCAGGAGGUGCAGAAGCGCUGGAACGACUUCAAGCGCCGCACCAAGGAGAAGCUCGCCCGCGUGCCGCACUCCACGCAGGGCGCCGGGCCCACCGCCGAGGACGCCUUCUCCGCCGAGGAGGAGACCAUUUUUGCCAUCCUGGGGCCCGGCGUGGCGGGGCCGGGAGCUGCUGCAGGGGCCGAGCAGCCCCCCGCGGCCGCCUCCUCGCAGCCGCCGGCCCCGAGCGCCUGCGCCCCGCGCUGUGUGUUAUCCGAGGACCGCAGGGAAGACCGACGGGCAGAUACACCAGCCCACAGCAAGGGGGGAUCCAGCAGCCCGGAGCCCUGGGCCCGGCCCUCCUGUACUCCCCAGGAAGGGGGCUGCCCGCCGCCCAAGGAGCGUGAGUCCUCGCCCCCUCCAGCCCUGCAGGCCGUCCAACUGCCCCGCCUGGCCUUGUCUCCACCGCCCCCAGCCCCUCCAGCGCCCCAGCCACCGCAGCAGGUGCAGGCGGCACCCUCCUCCCCCAGCCCCCCGCCCCCUCCGCUGCCCCCGCCCCCGCCCAACCCCUCGGCCCCAGACCCUUCCCUGGACUUCCUGCGGGCCCAGCAGGAGACUGCCAACGCCAUCCGGGAGCUGGCUGGCACCCUUCGGCAGGGACUGGCCAAACUGAGCGAGGCCCUCAGCGCCCUGCUGCCCCUUCUGCCUGGAACGCCAGUCGACCCGCUACCCCUACCUGUGCCCCUGCCACCGCCCCCACCUCCACCCCCCCGGCCCGUCCUGCCCCCACCCACCCCCAAGCUGGAGAUCACCCCCGAGCCCGUGUCUGUGGUGGCUGCUGUCGUGGACGGGAACGUGGUGGCUGCCAGGGGGGUGAUCAUCGCCCCUAGGAGCGAGGAUGGGGCCCCCCGACCUCCCCCAGCCCCACUGCCUCCCCACGACUCCCCGCCACACAAGAGGAGGAAAGGUUUCCCUACACGGAAGAGGCGGGGGCGAUGGAAAUCGCCGUGAAACCUGCUGUGGGGUUCCAGCUUGUCUGCGCUGCCGCCUGCGCCUCCUCGCCCCAGCUUAGCCCAGCGGAGGAGGGCCACGCCCCUUCCCCAGCCCGGCUGCACUCGGCUCCCUGCUGCGGGGCGCCAGCACCCCACUCCCCGUACUAGUUAGUGCCUGAUUCUCGGGGGGCCUCGUUGCUGGGCCCCCCAGCCCUUUCUCCAGUACAGCGCUGUCUGCCUGGCUGCUUCCCUGAACCCUGACUUCUAAGCCAUCAAUUUUACGUUAUUUAUUAUUGCCCUUUGUGGGUUGCAGAGGGAACCUCUGGGGGCUGCACACACCCCCUCCCUAACAACUCCUGGCCUUGACUUGAAGAGAAGUGACCUGUGGGGGCCUCCCCACCUCCCCAACCCAGACUUUGGAGGGGGAGGGGGUUGCCAGACAAAUCAGAAUAUGGAUGACAAAGAGGGUACAGCAGUCCUACUCUAGGGAGAGGGGGGCGGAGUUCUCACUGGGGAUGUAUGGGUUGGGCCCUCUGCCUCCCAUUGCUGUCUCUGACUUCCAGAGCUCAACUCCCUCCUGUCUCCCCAGUGAUGACGAGAUAUCAAUAAACUUAUUUUUAAUACAA